UGGUGCUACAUUGGCGAAAGGGAAACUGACAAGGCGAAUUUCAUUUACAUAGUUUCAGGUGUCAGAGGAGCAACAGGAGGCUUACUAAGUACUUAGCUGGAUUAACCAGUUUCCCCCCAGUAUGUAGAAGAAAGGCUAGAAAACACAGCAGGGACUAUAUAGGCCACUGACUUAACUCAAGCGAACGCUAUAAUGGCUGGUUCUUUUCUGAAACGAAGUGAUCUUGGGAUCUGUCUCCAGCUUUUCUCUCUUAAUAGGGGUUGCGGCACCGGUGAUGGAGCAACUGUUGUUCCUUAGGUUUUUCAGCAUCCAUACAGUACUAGGAACUUAGGCAGGGUGGUGUCAGACAGGUUGCAGCGUCAGGGUAAUAGUUCCCAAUUUGCAGCCACUAAGUUUCUUUAUCCCAGGAGUAACUUCUGUGUUACCUUAUAGUGGUUGAUACUUGGGGAAUCAAUCUUGUUCCCUGUGAGCAACGUCUUAGGGUUAGACCUCCACAAAACUAUACCUAACUUCUGAGUAGAAUCUGAAAGCAUUCCAUGCUCAGUGGCCAAGAAAUUACAUGAUCCCCAGGGGAUAAACAGAAAUUGUAAGCAAACACUUUGCCUGCAACUAGGAAGGAAACUCAGACAAGGGCACAGCCUUAACCCGGUAGGCUCCCCAUUGCUAAUGGAUAAAGUGCACCACCGUAGGUGGGCUUUUAGGCUGUCUCCAGUUUCUUAAGUCUGGCCUCAUUUUACCUUUCCAAGACUUCCUUAUGGAAGGUGGAUUAUUCACUGCCCUGGGGACUUUGUUCUUUCAAGCCUGCCUAGGUUCAUAGCACUACCCUUCUGGAAUGCCUGGAUCGCAUCUUUACUUAUCAAGAUCCUUUCUUAAAAUCUUCCACCAUACCUUUCCUGAUUAUUCCAACUAAAAUUAAGCUUUUCUUCUGAAUUCUUCCAGCACUUUAUGGCAUUUAGCCUUGUAGUGGUUUUAGUAGAAAACAGAAGUUACUGCCUCCUCUUAAAAUAGAGGCCAGCAGCCAUGCGAAGCCACUAACUGGUCUCUUUGCCUUCUCUGUAGCCGGACAGUGCCACGUGUGUUGUGUAUAAUCAAUAGUAUUCGCAGAUGGAUAAAAGACAUUUGAACUUCGUUCUCGGCCCGAAAGUUUUUUCUCCAUUUUUCCCUAAGAAAUCUCCUUGACUCCUUUACUAUAAAGCCACACGGAAAGUCUUUAACACGUUUGCUACAGUCUCCUGUCCCAUCUACUUGUGAUCAUGCUGGUGAACUGAACAGUCAUCUUUAAAUCCAGAAGCUUUAUUAAUACUAGUGGGGUAUUUUCUGGUGCUGGUACUCAUCAAAGUUGUUACAUUUUGUCCUUAAUGUCCAUUUGUCCCUCAUGGCACCCACUGGACUUUGUUCCUCUCACUGAACUCAAAGUUGAUUCCCUUUUCCCGCUCAGAAAUGUUGGGGACGUGAUUAAUGUUCAUAAAGUUUUAGCUAUCUUGGAUUGAAGAGAUCCUUGAAAGUGCCCUCUAGGCAAACUGAUUCCAAGUGAUUGGCUUUUAGACGUGCACCUAGUUUGCUUUUGUUUCAUCGGGGCUUUCACAGUAUAAAGUUAUCACUAUAAUGUGUAACUAUAGUGGCCAUAUAUGUGUAAUUUACUUAAAAGCCAGGUAUUAAAAACAAGGACUGGUACGAAACGCCUUCAUAUUCCUGUAUACUUUACUUUUUUUCUUUUUGUCAUGGCAUUUGAAAAGCUUACCUGUCUCUGGGAUCAAAAAAAACAGACCCCUUCUGUUGGGAUAGCUUUAUCUGGAGAAGAGCUACAAAGAAAGCUACGUUGUGAUUUUUCGCUGCAGACUCUAAGUCAGUGACACUGUGAUCAAAGAGGAAAGCUGAGGCUCCCUUACUGCAAUUUGAUAGUUUUCAAACAUAAGUCUUUGCCUUGACUCAUUUACCCCCCAGCAGUGCUAUGAAAGCACCUUCCCUAAGAAAGAGAGCAGAUAGAGGAGAAGAUGGCUGUGCUCUUUGUCUUUACUGCUAGGCUAGCCUUGCUUUAGAACAAUGUGAGUCACGUAGGCCUAAGAUGGAGCUUACCCAUGGAACCUCUGAGCGCCCAGGGACCCCAGAUUAAAAACUCCUAGAAGAAGCUUUGUGCCUUUGACUCCAGGGAAGGAGUGUGCUGUAGCCUGGAAAACUUGGGAACUGGUUCACAAAAUAAAUGUCUCCAAAAGUGUGAGCUAAAUAAACUCACCAGUAAAUGCUGGCAGUCAGGGAUCCGUCCUUUCCCUAGUUUGGCACCAGAUGAUCUUAGUUAUAGGAGCACAAGCGCCUCCACAGCUUUAUUCUCUAGUGUCAUAGGGUUAUCCAGCUGGAAAGCUUAGUGGUAAAGAUUUAUCAGCGUGAAUUGAAGAAAUCCCAUCAAAAAUGCACUCAGUGCAGUCUGGCCCAAUUAUAAUUGCUACAUUGGGUGUGGCGAGUUUGAGGGAAAAUGUGUUUCCUCUAAAAUAGGUAAGGAUAGGAAAGCUAGUAGAAAGCUGAAGUACCUUCCGCUCUCCUGAGGUUCCCAGAGUCAGUCUUAACACUUUAGGGGCGGAGGCUGGUGGUAUAUAGUAGAAACUGAAACGCUUGCUUGCAGUAAUUCCCAGCUGUUUGUGAGUGGCCCACUCUGUCAAGUGAUAUUUUCAGGUCCUAGCAUUCAUCAUUGGCUUUUCUUUCUUGCCACACCUCCGACCCCUCUCUCUCCCUUUCCUGUCCCUGUGUUGUUACAGUUUAGAAGACCCAGCUGGACAGUGGACUUUGCUCACUGUGGUGACAUGACAGCACUCAAAGCAACUGAACUUAGUGUGUGGCCAUCCUAGUUUAGGGGUUCUCCGUCCACUGUCCUCCUGGAGCAGUGCAGUUGUAUCACUGGUUUUGUACAUAUCACAGAUUACCUUAUGCCAUCUGAUUACAGGCUCUUCCAAGACAAUGACUUAACUUGUUCAACUUUGUAUUUUGCACAGUACCUUAAAGUGCCUUAGGGUGCUGGCCCUAAAUACAUUUGUUAAGUAUUCAGUGAAUGUGUUGGCUUACUCUGGGGAGAGGGACAGGAGGAAGCCCUACAAGCACAAGUCCAUAAACCCUUAGCUAGCAACAGAAGCUAAUAGGUCGUAUGCUUCUUGCCUGGAAUGCUGCCUCAUUCAUUCAUUCAUUCAUUCAUUUUGAAAUACGUGUUCUGACCAAAAUCAGGGAUAUGUAUAAAUUUGUGAUCCAUGUAGUGUUGUAUCCCAGAACCCGAGAAUAUCUGUAUCUAUAUAUCUGGCUUAAGCCUUAAUGGCCACCCCUCAAAUACUGGCAGCAGUAUUCUAGAAUAGCUGAGUAUAUUCCCCUUUUCAGACUUCUCCAAGAUGCCCAAAGCUAUUUAUGUUUUUGCCCCAGUAUAAAUUAUUUCUUAUUUAAGCUGUUUAUUCAGUAGUACUUCACUUUGAGGCAAUAUGUUUUGUGGUCAGCUUAUUGAGAAAGAUUUCCCAAUGUUUCUGCUUAACGUGGGUUGCCUAUCUCUUGAGGUUUCAGAGGCCUCCAAUUUCUUGUUCUCCUUGGGCUCAGUUGUUGGCUAUGACUAUGGGCUGGCGUCUCUCUUGUCAGAGUCUUGCACAUUUGGAGGAAGAGGAACUGCCUGUGUGUUGACACCGAAGACAGGUCUGCGUGCACUGAGUUAUGGGCGUCUGUUCUCUUGAACCAGCUCUGCCAGUAGCUUUCAGCUGUGCUUGGUGUGUUGAGCGUAGCAUGACUGUUUUCAAACUUGAGGAUUGCCCUCACCUGACUGCAUAUAUCGCAUGAUAAUCCCUGAGAAGGAAUUGAGAUCACUGUUGGGUCAACAAAGAACUGGUACAAGAUGCCAAAGGUGGAUGUCUGUGAACAGCCACCGGGGACGGACACGGUGCGCAGGGCUGUGCUGACUGCCCAUAGGAAAGGUGUGGGUUGCCCGAGCUUCCGUUUCCUCCCCGUCAUGCAGCUCGCCCCGAGUGCAGGUGUUGCCUGGCUCUCUUUGCACUGCCCUGUGCUUUUCGGGGCUCAGGUGACCCCAGUGCAAGAAAAUGUGGAUAUUCUGGCUCCUCCUGCUGCGAGCAGGAAACGCCUUUGUUGCGGGGCUGGAAAUCUUGGGGCACUUUUCCCCUCCUUUCCAUACGCCUUCAUCUCCCUGGGACCUGAUUAAAGACUACUUCCUUACAGGAUCUAUGUGCCUGUCUCAGGUCUCUGAAAAACUCGUCUGAAUGGGGCGUAGGUCAUCAGCUAUGGCUACUGGGACAACUCGCUGAGCCGGUUGUUUGGUGGCAGAGGGCAAGGCUGGGCUGCCUCCUGCCUUCAGCCUCCCGCAUCCAGUGUCUUCCAUCACAAGGAACUCUCUGCCCCCUGGGGCCGAGAGACCCCACCCUUUCCCCAAGCUGAAGCCGCAGAGCAUUGAGGUACCAGCCAGAUGUCUUCUCACAAAGGACCUGUGGUGGCCCAGGGCAGUGGGGCUCCUGCCGGGAACAGGGAGGCGGACACAGUGGAGCUGGCUGAGCUGGGCCCCCUGCUAGAGGAGCAGGGCAAGCGGGGCGUCGCCAGCCCAACCAAAGCCGAAGAAGAGCGGGCACGCGCAGUGCCUCAGGAAGAGGAGGAGGAGGUGCGGGUGCUGACGCUGCCCCUGCAAGCCCACCAUGCCAUGGAGAAGAUGGAGGAGUUUGUGUACAAGGUCUGGGAGGGGCGCUGGAGGGUCAUCCCAUACGAUGUGCUCCCCGACUGGCUGCAGGACAACGACUACCUGUUGCACGGCCACAGGCCGCCCAUGCCCUCCUUCCGCGCCUGCUUCCAGAGCAUCUUCCGCAUCCACACGGAGACCGGCAACAUCUGGACCCACCUGCUUGGUUUUGUGCUGUUUCUCUUUCUGGGAAUCCUGACCAUGCUGAGACCAAACAUGUACUUCAUGGCCCCCCUUCAGGAGAAGGUGGUGUUCGGGAUGUUCUUCCUGGGCGCGGUGCUCUGCCUCAGCUUCUCCUGGCUCUUUCACACCGUCUAUUGUCACUCAGAGAAGGUCUCUCGGACCUUUUCCAAGCUGGACUACUCAGGGAUCGCCCUGCUCAUCAUGGGGAGCUUCGUGCCCUGGCUCUAUUACUCCUUCUACUGCUCCCCGCAGCCACGGCUCAUCUACCUCUCCAGCGUCUGUGUCCUGGGCAUCUCUGCCAUCAUUGUGGCCCAGUGGGACCGGUUUGCCACUCCUAAGCACCGGCAGACAAGAGCAGGGGUGUUCCUGGGGCUUGGCUUGAGCGGCGUCGUGCCCACCAUGCACUUUACAAUCGCGGAGGGCUUUGUCAAGGCCACCACUGUGGGCCAGAUGGGCUGGUUCUUCCUCAUGGCUGUGAUGUACAUCACCGGAGCCGGCCUUUAUGCCGCGCGGAUUCCUGAGCGCUUCUUCCCUGGAAAAUUCGACAUAUGGUUCCAGUCUCAUCAGAUCUUCCACGUCCUGGUGGUGGCAGCCGCCUUCGUCCACUUCUACGGGGUCUCCAACCUUCAGGAGUUCCGAUACGGCCUGGAAGGGGGCUGUACUGACGACUCCCUCCUCUGAGCCGCCCCGCAAGGGCACAGCAGGAACUUCCCAAGUGCUUUUAAAAUAACUUCUUUGCUGAAGUGAGAGGAAGAGUCUGAGUUGUCUUGUUUCUAGAAGAAACCUCUUAGAGAAUUCAGAACCAACCGAGCUUCAGCCCACUUCACACUCACCGGGCAAUAAACUCUCCAUUCCCUCGCUGAGAGCAGUGGGGAUGGGCAGACGUGGCCGCACGCCCCUCGGUAAGGCGACCACUGUCCCCUCACAGAGACGGGGCUUUGAAGCUCAUGUUGAGAGUUUACCCCUCCUCCAACCGUUCUGGGGAAAAAUGAUGGACUGGGACUCUUCAGAAAUUCUGUUUCUGGAAGAAACUGUCCCUCCCUCACCCCUGUCUUGACUUUGUAACCUGGCUUAUAACAGGCCAUCCGUUUUUGUAGCACACUUUUGAGAAACAGUUACAACCUCGUCCAUCUUUCUAGGGCCUGGACUUGCUCACACAGCAGGAAGAGCAAAGCCACCAACUUUUACACAGCUGGCUAAUCAUGGAAGUGUGUCCAGGCUUCAAAUAACUUGAGUUUUAAUGUUUUCUUGGCAGAGUAAUGUAAAAUUAAAGUGGGGAAAGAUAUUUAAUAUUUAAUACUAAGCUUUAAAAAGAAACCUGCUAUCAUUGCUAUGUAUCUUGAUGCAAAGACUAUGAUGAUAAUAAAAGAGUACAGAAGACACUUGGCAUUCAAAGAUU
Messenger RNA from Aethalodelphis obliquidens (Pacific white-sided dolphin), 6284 nucleotides. RefSeq names its product adiponectin receptor 1 (gene ADIPOR1). Gene Ontology annotation, molecular function: signaling receptor activity. The record is from RefSeq and is a predicted model, not a curated record. Lineage: Eukaryota; Metazoa; Chordata; Mammalia; Artiodactyla; Delphinidae. Gene Ontology annotation, cellular component: plasma membrane. The transcript is spliced from 8 exons. Bases 4439 to 5566 code for a protein of 375 amino acids. Gene Ontology annotation, biological process: adiponectin-activated signaling pathway.